This is a messenger RNA of Callorhinchus milii (elephant shark), 1732 nucleotides long. RefSeq lists its product as uncharacterized. The transcript has 2 exons. The record is from RefSeq and is a predicted model, not a curated record. The coding region runs from base 14 to 1393 and encodes 459 amino acids. NCBI's taxonomy places the organism in Eukaryota, Metazoa, Chordata, Chondrichthyes, Chimaeriformes, Callorhinchidae.
GCAGAGAGAGAACAUGGCGGCGGUGCGAGCGGAGGAGGAGCUCAGGCCCGGGGCCUGCGAGCCGGGGACCGAGCGGGGAGCCAGAGCCAGAGCCGGGGCCGGGGCCGGGGCCGGGACAGGCGCCCCGAGGGGUCACCGGCCACACACCUGGAAACAGAGCCUGGAGAUGCUGCUUGGGGACCCUACUGAUGAAGUAAUUAAGCAUUUUAUGCGACUUAUUCUAGAAGACAGUUAUGAAGCCCAGUCAGAACUUCAAACUAUUAUGUUGGAUGCGUUUGAUAAACUUGGUCUCAACAGAGCGGAGGGCUGCUGUCCAGUUGCAUAUUUGUUCUUGCAGCGGUUUGCUGAACUUGCCUGGUCUGAGUUGGUGGAUGAGUGCUUUGCAGAAGGCAGCAUGAAGUUGAUCCAUUCCCAUUCCACCUUUUUUCAAGCUUUAGGCUUUUUGCGUCGAAUAUCUUCGUAUAUGCCUUGCGCCAGACGUAUGUGGGACAAGCGAUACAGAAUCAUUACGAACAUUGGGAUCAUGAUGGUCUUCGAUGGUGAGAUCACUCACUUGCGAUUCUUCAUUUGGCAGGAAUGCCUGAAGAUUCUUUAUAACUGUCUUGCUUUGUGCACUGAAGAUGACAUGAGUUAUGUUUGCCAACUGCAGAUCUUCAACUGCCUGGAAGUAGCUUGGAAAAUAUCUGAUAACGGAUUGAACCUUGGAUUACUUGUAAAGGCCUGGUUGGUCCUAGCAGAGCAUUAUCACAGGGUCCCGAUUUGCAAACAAACCUGGGAUAGGUGUUCCUUCCCACAGAUAAUCCGGUAUUUAGCUCAAGAAGACGAGUAUGAAAUGUCAGGUGUUCUUUAUGCCAGAAAAGCCAUCAUGGCUGUAGACCACCCAGAAGAAUACAAGAAAAAUCCAUUUUCACAUUAUAAACCCAAAAGCAGAUACAUCGCCUCAAUUUCCGAUGACGAAAAUGACCCAGAGGACAUCUUUCCAGUUAUAUGUUCUUCCCCCACCUGCAACGAACUGGAAGUGGACGACUUUCAUUUUCGAUCUUGUGAACGCUGUCGGCUUACGAUUUACUGUAGCCGAGCCUGCCAGAAAUACCACUGGAAACACGGUCACAAGAUGCAAUGUGUUCCCCUCGUGUCAAAGGAAGAGAUCCUCCAGUACUACAGCGAAGAUGUGAUCAAUGACUUCCAGCUGUACUGUAUAAGCCUGUCAAAUAACAAGAUGCUGGAAAGUAUUAUGGGGCAGAGCAUUCCCAAACGAAAGAAAGGAGACGGAAUCCGCUGUGUGGGGGUUCUUAUUAAAAAUGACCAGGGUCAGUGGGUUACCAUCGAUGAGGAAUUCAAGGGAUCGAGAAGGUCUGGAGCACUUACCAGAAGGAAUAGGCACAGAGACUGAUUUAAAUUUUUUUUACACUAUUUUCCACCCCAAAGUGAUUCCUUAAUUAUCAUAUGUAAAUUAUGUACCAAAUUGGAAUUCACUUAAUCGACAGACUUUUGCAGUUUGCUGAAGUGUUCUCUUUGGACCUUAGGGAAAAAAAACUUGUUUUUUUUUAAUUAGAAAUUAAUGUUUCCGUAAACAGAAUAAGGUUGACCAUUAUUUUGUGGUACAAAUUAGUAAUUGGUUACUGACUAUCCUCUCUUCACCAUCACGUCUUAUCACUCGUAUUUCAGGUUAUUUGAAGUUUUACCUGCAAAAUAUACAGUGUAUUCAAUGAAGCACUUUGAGGGGUCUCAG